CAGAAGAGCGAAAGGAUCUUCAUGCAAGUAAUCCGUUAGUUAGAGAAGAUACUUUCUCAAAGCUACUUACACAUAUGAAAUGAAUAUUCAAGUAUACUGGCCAAGAAACCAUUCAUUAAAGGUCAACGACGGGAAAAAAAAUUCAACAACCGAAUUUCAUCAUAUUAAUAGGGUUUUAUUAGAAGCCGCUGAUCGCAUGGUUAUGCAAUCUGAUUACAGAGACAUAUUUCAUGAUGUGCAAUUACGAAACAUUUUUUUAGAAAAAGAUACGUUAACAGCUACAUUUUUACUUCAGUUAUCAGAGAAUAGCGACGAAAAUCAGCUCACAUCCGUAUUUAAAAAAUAUUUACGACAAAGCAACUUUAGUAUUGGAAGCACUGGAUUGCACCCUUCACAAAGAAGAAUUAAACUAUUAGCUUUCAAAGAUUUUGAUGAGUGUGGUAAUGAAAAUUUUAAUGAUUGCUCCAUCAAUGCUCACUGCUUCAACUUGAUUGGCAGCUACACUUGCAGUUGCAAGGAAGGUUAUAUAGAUAUAGCUGAUAACGCUUUAUAUCAAGGUCGCCAUUGCUCAGAUAAAACUAUUGGCUGCGAUAGGUGUAACUAUAAUGGCAAAUGUAUAAAGGAGCCUGUCGACAAAGGGCACCAGGCAAUAACUACAUGCAAGUGCUAUUCUUGGUACACUGGAACGAAGUGCCAAGUUAACUUGAAGAUUAUAAUAAUCAUUCUUUUUACGAGCGGCACAAUUUUGUCAACUCUGCUUCUGUUCUUGUUUUUACUAAUAAACACAAAACUUCAAAAGCAUGGUAAUUUGAAAACAAGGCCAUUAUUUACUGCAGCUUCCAUUUUACAUCCUAGUAUAAUAAAAUCAAACGACGGAGAAACUAAUAGUAAAUUUACCGAAAACGUGAAGUCCACUUCAAAAAAGAAACCCAACAGUGUGAAUAAUUUCAAGCACCUAUCACUUCAAGAAAAAAGGGCGACACGAAAUUGCAAGGUCGUUUCAGCUCGUAAUAUAAGCAACGAUUUUAAAACAAUAAGAGAAAUUGAAGAAUAUGACUUUUCACAUUGUAGUACCGACCUUAGCCCUGAUCAUAAGGAACAAAACGAUCGAUCUCUUACUCUUAUGAUUCCACGAGCCAAAUUUUGCAUUUUUCAGAAAGCCUUUUUGAAUUAUAACGCUAAUAGAUCAAUUAUUGAUAAUGAACAGCAAAAUAUAAUGCAUAAAGAUGAUGCUAAUAUACUUCCCUGUAGACCUGGACUUGCUCUGAACUGUAAGAAUCAUUCGAAAAGUUCAACGUUGUCAGAUAUAAAUAUAUACAGAGGCAUCAGUACAAAGAGAUCUUCUCUGGUAUCUGCGGGUUUUGAGGUAUCUGCCGUUGUUACCGAUAAAAAUGUAUUAGAAAUCCCAAUAUUACAUAACAUGACUUCUUUUAAUGAAGCAUAUGAUGUGGAUGAGGAUAACGCAAUCUCCUUAAUUGAGGAUGCUAAUACAAUGACUGAAAGAGAUUUGGGCUCCACUUUUUUGUUGCCACAUACACAUCUUUAUAAGCCCGACAAGAUUCCGUGUGACCUUGCUGGAAUAUAUUCGUCAUGAACAUCUAGUUUUCAAUGUUUUUUAAUUUUUAUCGAUAAUUAUAAGUACCUAGGAACCUACAAAAUAUGAGUAUAUGAUAAAUGAAUAAGGCUUAAUAAAUCUUGUUGAAAAAUUUCCCCCA
Messenger RNA from Drosophila rhopaloa, 1715 nucleotides. RefSeq lists its product as uncharacterized. Gene Ontology annotation, molecular function: calcium ion binding. The transcript is spliced from 8 exons. NCBI's taxonomy places the organism in Eukaryota, Metazoa, Arthropoda, Insecta, Diptera, Drosophilidae. The record is from RefSeq and is a predicted model, not a curated record. Bases 80 to 1594 code for a protein of 504 amino acids.